Ziziphus jujuba (common jujube) is the source of this 3630-nucleotide messenger RNA. Its product is annotated as transportin-1. Bases 215 to 2890 code for a protein of 891 amino acids. Gene Ontology annotation, cellular component: cytoplasm; nucleus. The record is from RefSeq and is a predicted model, not a curated record. Gene Ontology annotation, molecular function: small GTPase binding; nuclear import signal receptor activity. The transcript is spliced from 29 exons. Gene Ontology annotation, biological process: protein import into nucleus. NCBI's taxonomy places the organism in Eukaryota, Viridiplantae, Streptophyta, Magnoliopsida, Rosales, Rhamnaceae.
UAACCAGAGAUCGUCUUCUUCGCCUCUGCUCUCCGCACACCAAAACCUCUCGCCUCUGUCUUAAACUCUCUCUCUCUCUCUCUCUCUCUCUCUCUAAAACCCUUCCUCGAACCCAGAGAAUAAACGAACCUCAAAUUUCCACAAAAUAAAAAUCUAAAGAAACCCAACAAACCCCGCCCCCAAACGUUAAGCAAGAGAGAAAAUCCGCAUAACCAUGGCGGCGACUGCCCCGUGGCAACCCAAAGAAGAAGGUUUUACGGAGAUCUGCCGACUGCUUGAGCAGCAGAUUUCCCAUUCCUCUUCUUCUGCUGACAAGUCUCAGAUUUGGCAGCAGCUCCAGCAUUACUCGCAGUUCCCUGAUUUCAAUAACUAUCUCGCUUUCAUUCUCGCACGCGCUGAGGGUAAGUCUGUGGAGGUUCGACAAGCUGCAGGUCUGCUUUUAAAAAAUAAUCUAAGGACUGCAUAUAAGUCGAUGGACCUUGUAAACCAGCAGUAUAUAAAGUCAGAGUUGUUGCCUUGCUUGGGAGCAGCAGAUAGACACAUUAGGUCUACAGUUGGGACCAUCAUAAGUGUCAUUGUUCAACUAGGGGGAAUUCAAGGAUGGCCUGAGUUGUUGCAAGCUCUUGUAAGUUGCUUAGACAGUAAUGAUCUAAAUCAUAUGGAAGGGGCUAUGGAUGCAUUGUCCAAGAUAUGUGAGGAUAUUCCUCAAGUGCUUGAUUCAGAUGUAGCUGGGUUACCUGAACGACCCAUCAACAUAUUCCUGCCUAGAUUCUAUAAGUUUUUCCAGUCACCACAUUCAUCACUUAGAAAGCUUUCCUUGGGUUCUGUAAAUCAAUUCAUUAUGUUGAUGCCAAACGCUUUAUUUGUAUCCAUGGAUCAAUACCUUCAAGGUUUGUUUGUCCUUGCUAAUGACCCUACCUCAGAAGUGCGGAAAUUGGUUUGUGGAGCAUUUGUUCAACUAAUUGAAGUCCGACCGUCUUUCUUGCAGCAACACCUAAGGAAUGUGAUUGAGUACAUUUUGCUAGUUAAUAAGGACGCUGAUGAUGACGUGGCCCUUGAAGCCUGUGAAUUUUGGUCUGCAUAUUGUGAGCAGUUGCCACCUGAGAACUUAAGGGAGUUCUUGCCACGUCUAAUUCCGGUUUUGUUGUCAAACAUGGUUUAUGCUGAUGAUGAUGAGUCGCUACUUGAAGCCGAGGAGGAUGAGUCUGUCCCAGACCGUGAUCAGGAUAUCAAACCUCGUUUUCAUUCUUCAAGGUUACAUGGAUCAGACGGUGUGGAAGAUGAUGAUGAUGAUAUUGUUAACGUGUGGAAUUUACGCAAAUGCAGUGCAGCUGCCCUUGAUAUCAUCUCAAAUGUGUUUGGGGAUGAGAUACUUCCAACGUUGAUGCCCUUGGUUCAGGCCAAGUUGUCCGCUACUGGUGAUGAAGCUUGGAAAGAGAGGGAAGCAGCUGUUUUGGCUCUUGGUGCAAUUGCUGAGGGUUGCAUUCAUGGUCUUUUGCCACAUUUGCCAGAGAUUGUUGCAUUUCUAAUCCCUCUCUUAGAUGAUAAGUUUCCUCUCAUAAGGAGUAUUUCCUGUUGGACGCUUUCUCGUUUCAGCAAGUUUAUCGUUCAGGAUGCUGGACAUCAGAAAGGCUAUCAGCAAUUUGACAAGAUUCUUAUGGGUCUCUUGAGAAGAAUAUUGGAUACCAACAAACGGGUUCAAGAGGCUGCUUGUUCAGCUUUUGCAACACUUGAAGAGGAGGCUGCAGAAGAUUUGUCACCUUGGUUAGAAGUAAUUUUGCAGCAUCUUAUGUGUGCUUUUGGAAAAUAUCAGAGGCGGAAUCUCAGACUUGUUUAUGAUGCUAUUGGAACCCUAGCAGAUGCUGUUGGUGAGAAGCUAAAUCAGCCUGCAUAUCUUGACAUUUUGAUGCCGCCAUUGGUUGCUAAGUGGCAACAGCUGUCAAAUGCAGACAAAGGCCUCUUUCCACUGCUUGAGUGCUUUACAUCUAUAUCACAGGCAUUGGGUACUGGUUUCUCUCCUUUUGCUGAGCCAGUGUAUCAGAGAUGCAUAAACAUCAUUCAGACCCAACAGUUGGCAAAGGUAGAUCCUGUUUCUGCUGGAGUCCAGUAUGAUAAAGAAUUUACUGUCUGCUCACUGGAUUUGCUUUCUGGACUAGCUGAAGGUCUUGGCAGUGGGAUAGAAAGUUUGGUUUCAAAGAGUAAUUUGACAGAUCUUCUUUUGCAAUGUUGUACGGAUGAGGCUUCUGAUGUCCGACAGAGUGGAUUUGCCUUACUUGGUGACCUUGCUAGAGUUUGUCCUGUUCAUUUGGGACCUCGUUUGUCUGAAUUUCUUGAUAUUGCAGCAAGGCAAUUGAGCACCCCCAAGCUUCAGGAAACUGUUUCAGUUGCGAAUAAUGCAUGUUGGGCAAUUGGAGAACUAGCAGUUAAGGUUCGUCAAGAAAUUUCUCCAGUUGUCAUGACAGUUAUUUCAUGCUUAGUCCCCAUUCUCCAGCAUGCAGAGGGGUUCAACAAGUCGCUUACUGAAAACAGUGCAAUCACAUUGGGAAGGCUUGCAUGGGUUUGCCCAGAGCUUGUGUCCCCACAUAUGGAACAUUUCAUGCAACCAUGGUGCAGUGCUUUGUCUAUGAUACGUGAUGAUAUAGAGAAAGAGGAUGCCUUCCGAGGCCUUUGUGCAAUGGUUAGAGCAAAUCCAUCUGGAGCAUUAAGUUCAAUUGUCUUUUUGUUCAAAGCGGUUGCAAGUUGGCAUGAAAUACGAAGCGAAGAGCUUAAUAAUGAAGUAUGCCAGGUGGUGCGUGGUUAUAAGCAGAUGCUAAUAAAUGGAGCAUGGGACCAAUGCAUGUCUGCUUUGGAGCCCCAUGCAAGGGAGAAACUUUCAAAAUAUCUAGGGUAACAAGGUUCUAGUAAGAGAUGUCUUUUCGCUGCUGAUUCUCGUCUCCAUUAUGUGCUCAUCGGAGCUGUGUGUCUGGAUCGACUCUGUUGGUCAUUUUGUGCUUUGUCCAGUAAUAUUGCAGUCAUGAGCCAUUUAAGCCAAGAGCAAAUUUUUGUCCCUAAUAGCUCAGGGUAAAAUUUCUUUGUUCUGUUGCUUGCCCCAUUGAAGCUUGAGGUUAAUUUGCACCUCUUUCAUAAUUUAAGAUGGACCCAUGCAGCAAUUGACUUAAGAAAAAUGAAGCAGCUCUUGUUGGGACAAAGGAUAAUGGUGUACAGGGGUGUGGAUUUCCGAGCUCUGUGUGUGUUUGUUCUUUGAAGUCUUGUAUUUUGAAGGCAAGAAAUAUCUCAUUCAAAGUUGUUGGAAUCGUCAUUUUUUCAUUGAAGGCGAGUCAUAUCUCAUUCUUAUGUUGGCAUUAAUCAUAUUUUGGGUUUAAAAUUUUUUAUAAUUUAACCAUUUUAUUAAAGAGGGUUUGUCUGAUUUUCCACAGAUUUUGUACAAGGGGCUUUGAUAUUUCUAGAAAUAUUUAGUGUUUUAUAUAUAGUUUUCAAGGAAAUGUAGCCCUUUCUUUGGGGAUCAAUCAUGUGGUUAUUCUUGCUGCAUUAUGCGGCGCUGGGAUUUGAGUUGUGAGAACAAUAAUUAUUCUGUAACUUUAUUCAAAAUGGAUCCUGAUUGGUGGUAACAAACAGUAUCUAUUCUUUUUU